This is a messenger RNA of Durio zibethinus, 890 nucleotides long. Its product is annotated as putative glutathione S-transferase. Gene Ontology annotation, molecular function: glutathione transferase activity. The record is from RefSeq and is a predicted model, not a curated record. Lineage: Eukaryota; Viridiplantae; Streptophyta; Magnoliopsida; Malvales; Malvaceae. Gene Ontology annotation, cellular component: cytoplasm. Gene Ontology annotation, biological process: glutathione metabolic process.
CAAAGAGCAAGUGAAUUUUCAUGGCAGCCAAAGAGGAGGUGAAGCUUUUGGGGUUCUGGGUUAGUCCAUUUGUGCUUAGGGUCGAAUGGGCUCUCAAAAUCAAGGGUGUCAAGUACGAGUACAUAGAAGAAGAUAUCUUCGACAAGAGCACCUUGCUCAUGGAGUUGAACCCAGUUCAUAGGAAAGUCCCAGUGCUUGUUCAUGAUGGGACCGUGAUUGCGGAAUCCUUUGUUAUUCUUGAAUAUAUUGAUGAAACAUGGAAGCAAAACCCAUUGCUGCCUCAAGAUCCUUACCAAAGAGCGUUGGCUAGAUUUUGGGCAAAAUUUGCUGAAGAGAAGAUUUUUGAAGGUGCAUGGAAUGCUUUAUGCUCCCAAGGAGAGGAAAAGCAAAAGGCUCUGCAACAAACCAUUGAAGCCGUGGAGACACUAGAGGGAGAACUUCAAUGGAAGCAGCAGUUCUUUGGAGGGGAGAGCAUCGGGUAUACGGACAUUAUAUUGGGUUGGAUCUCUUAUUACCUUCCAAUAUGGGAAGAAGUUGGAUCCAUGAAAAUUUUAGACCCAGUUAAAUUUCCAGCCACCGUUGCCUGGAUCAACAGGUUCCUGAAACAUCCAGUGAUCAAAGACACCUUUCCACGAAGGGAAAUGAUGCUUGUUUAUUUCCACCAGCGCAGCGAAGCAUUAGGUUCUACAUCUCAUGGGUGGCUUAGGGUUUAAUCAAUCCUCUUGUCACUGUUAUUUAUUUUCUGGGUUUCUGCUUUUGUUGCUUAUAAUAAACUCUUGCUUUCAAAAGAGCAUUUGAAGGAUAAUAAAUUGUACUUACAAAUUGUGAAAAUGUUGUCAUUGAAGUUGCUGGUUUGGUUCUGUUUUAUAGCAGUCUUUUCCAACACAUAA